This is a messenger RNA of Megalops cyprinoides (Indo-Pacific tarpon), 7749 nucleotides long. Its product is annotated as neurexin-1a. The record is from RefSeq and is a predicted model, not a curated record. Lineage: Eukaryota; Metazoa; Chordata; Actinopteri; Elopiformes; Megalopidae. The transcript is spliced from 24 exons. Bases 791 to 5275 code for a protein of 1494 amino acids.
CUCCCACAGACAGCACAGGGAGACACGUGACCCGCUGUCUCUGGCUCCUGACAGUCGCUGGUAGAGCUCAGCGGGGAAACAGAUUGCACCUUUUUCUCCCUCGAAUAAUACUGGAUUUUCCCCCACUUCCCCGCUUACCCAAUGUAUCUACUUUUUCAGAAGACCGAGGGGAGACUGUUUCAGUUUUGUGUUUUUCAGCACCGCUGGGGAGGAGGCAGCGCGAGAAGCCGAAAGCAAUGACUCCUGUCGUCUGCUUCAGCACGAUAGCGUGAAUCUGAUGAAAGGCACUGGCUAUCCAUCACCGGCUCCAGCGUUUGCACUUUAAUUGGUUCAGAAAGGGAAGUUCACAAUGUUCCAGAAUAAAAGGCACUGAAGAAAAGGAACUCAUGGAUAUCUUUAGCAACAUAAUUUGUUUGUAAGAAAACUGGAUUAUAAAAGGCGGAACGGAAAGAAGGAAGCAAUCGAAGAGAGAAAACCAUUUCGUUUCAAAACAAUUUCUGGUGGGCUUAGAGACUAAGUGUUGCAGCCAUCGGCCGGGAGAUGGUCUCGAUCGGCGAUGCUUUUUUCUCUCGGAGACUAGCCGACGAGUAGACUGCAGGUAUGACAACUACAGUUUUGAUUCAGAAGGUUUACGAUGUGUCAGUUCAAAUUAAUCAUUUUUCGUAGUCUGCCAGUCUAUUACAGGGAAUACAGUGAUAUCUCUAAUUAGCCUAGGAGUCUUCCUACUCGAUAAUAUUUUUUUUUAAUCUAAGGCCACUCAAAAAAAAAAAAAUCCAUCUGUUUUUACAACAUGGUGCUUGCAAUGAGGCACGGCGCCCAUUUAAUCUGGGUAGGCCUGCUCGUAUGCUGUAUGUUGGACCUUGGCGCCAGUUUGGAAUUCACUGGUGCGGAGGGGCAGUGGGCCCGGUUUCCAAUGUGGAAUGCGUGUUGUGAGAGCGAAAUGAGCUUCAACAUGAAAACGAAGAGCUCUCACGGACUCCUAGUAUACUUCGACGACGAGGGCUUCUGCGACUUCCUCGAGCUGCUGAUCCACAACGGCAGACUCAGCCUCCGGUUCUCAAUCUUCUGCGCCGAGCCGGCCACCGUGCUGUCGGACACGGCCGUCAACGACAGCCACUGGCACGCGGUGACAAUACGGAGGAACUUCAAAAACACCACGUUAAUCGUGGACAAAGAGAUAAAGUGGGUGGAGGUGAAGUCCAAAAGACGGGACAUGACUGUCUUCAGUCAUUUAUUUUUAGGGGGGAUACCACCGGAACUGCGGUCGGUCGCGUUAAGGCUUACAUCGGCAGCCGUAAAGGACCAGGUACCGUUUACCGGAUGGAUAACGGACUUGAAAGUGAACAACUCGGAGCCCGUGCUUGUCGACAGCGAAGGAGUCAAAAAUGAUCUUUGUGGUACAGACAAUAUGUGUUUAAAUGGAGGAGUCUGCAGCGUUAUCAACGACGAGCCGACGUGCGACUGCUCACAGACUGGGUACCAGGGAAAAGACUGCAGUGAAGAAGACAAGUAUGUUCAAGGUCUGGCGCACCUGAUGAUGGGCGACCAAGGUAAAAGCAAAGGAAAAGAAGAAUAUGUUGCCACCUUCAAAGGAUCAGAAUACUUCUGCUACGACCUGUCGCUGAACCCGAUCCAGAGCAGCAGCGACGAGAUCACGCUCUCGUUCAAAACGCAGCAGAGAAACGGACUGAUGCUGCACACGGGCAAAUCGGCCGACUACGUCAACCUGGCGCUGAAAAAUGGGGCGGUGUCGCUCGUCAUUAAUCUUGGGUCCGGAGCCUUUGAAGCUCUGGUGGAGCCGGUCAAUGGGAAAUUUAAUGACAAUGAUUGGCAUGAUGUCAAAGUAACGAGGAAUCUACGUCAGCACUCAGGCAUUGGACACGCUAUGGUAACAAUAUCCGUGGAUGGAAUUCUGACCACCACUGGAUAUACACAAGAGGACUACACCAUGCUAGGGUCCGACGACUUUUUCUAUGUCGGAGGCAGUCCUAGCACAGCCGACUUGCCGGGAUCACCUGUUAGCAACAACUUUAUGGGUUGCUUAAAAGAGGUUGUGUAUAAAAACAACGACGUCAGGCUGGAGCUGUCCAGACUGGCUAAGCAGGGAGAUGUGAAAAUGAAGGUGCACGGCGUGGUGGCCUUCAAGUGCGAGAACGUGGCCACCCUGGAGCCCAUCGCCUUCGAGACGCCCGAGUCCUACAUCACCCUCAACAAGUGGAACGCCAAGAAGACGGGCUCCAUCUCCUUCGACUUCCGCACCACCGAGCCCAACGGCCUGCUGCUCUUCAGCCACGGCAAGCCCAAGCAGCCGCAGAAGGACGCUAAGGGCCCGCAGACGCUCAAGGUGGACUUCUUUGCCAUCGAGAUGCUGGACGGCCACCUCUACCUGCUGCUGGACAUGGGCUCCGGCACCACCAAGACGCGUGCCGUCAACAAGAAGGUCAACGACGGGGAGUGGUACCACGUGGACUUCCAGAGGGACGGGAGAUCAGGUACCAUCUCCGUCAAUACUAUCCGCACAGCCUACACUGCCCCAGGUGAGAGCGAGAUCUUGGACCUGGAUGACAACCUGUACCUGGGGGGGCUGCCAGAGAACAAGGCGGGGCUGGUCUUCCCCACGGAGGUGUGGACGGCCCUGCUGAACUACGGCUACGUGGGCUGCAUACGCGACCUCUUCAUCGAUGGCCAGAGCAAGGACGUCCGCCGCAUCGCCGAGGCCCAGAAGGCGGCCGGGGUCAAGCCCUCCUGCACCAAAGAGGUGCCCAAGCAGUGCCUGAGCAACCCAUGCCAGAACAACGGGGUGUGCCGAGAGGGCUGGAGCCGCUACGUCUGCGACUGCUCCGGGACCGGGUUCCUGGGCCGGUCCUGCGAGAGAGAUGCCACCAUACUCAGUUACGACGGCAGUAAGUUUAUGAAGAUCCAGCUGCCGGUGGUGAUGCACACGGAGGCGGAGGACGUGUCCCUGCGUUUCCGGUCACAGCGGGCCUACGGGGUCUUAAUGGCCACCACAUCCCGGGACUCCGCCGACACCCUGCGGCUGGAGCUGGACGCUGGACGCGUCCGGCUUACUGUCAACCUAGACUGUAUCAGGAUUAACUGUACCUCCAGCAAAGGUCCGGAGACCAUUUUUGCCGGCCAUAAUCUGAAUGAUAACGAGUGGCACACAGUGCGUGUGGUCAGGAGAGGAAAGAGUUUGAAGCUGACCGUGGAUGAGUUGCAGCCCGUGGAAGGCCAAAUGGCAGGAGACCACACCCAGCUGGAGUUCCACAACAUCGAAACCGGCAUCGUGACAGAAAAGCGCUUCAUGUCAGUGGUGCCGUCGAACUUCAUCGGCCACCUCCAGAGCUUAUCCUUCAACGGCAUGACCUACAUCGACCUCUGCAAGAACGGCGACAUCGACUAUUGCGAGCUCAACGCCAUGAUCGGCUUCAAGAACAUCAUUGCUGACCCCGUUACUUUCAAGUCCCGCUCCAGCUACGUGGCGCUGAGCACCUUGCAAGCAUACUACUCUAUGCACCUGUUCUUCCAGUUUAAGACUACCUCCUCCGAUGGCCUGAUACUCUACAACAGCGGUGAUGGGAACGACUUCAUCGUGGUGGAGCUGGUUAAGGGGUAUCUGCAUUACGUGUCUGACCUGGGGAACGGAGCUCACCUGAUAAAGGGGAAUUCAAACAAGCCGCUGAACGAUAACCACUGGCAUAACGUGAUGAUCUCUCGGGACACCAACAACCUCCACACAGUCAAGAUUGACACGAAGAUCACCACCCAGACCACCGUAGGGGCCAAGAACCUGGACCUCAAGGGCGACCUGUACAUCGGCGGGGUGGCCAAGGAGAUGUACAAAGAGCUGCCGAAACUGGUCCACGCCAAGGAGGGCUUCCAGGGCUGCCUGGCGUCGGUGGACCUGAACGGACGGCUCCCGGACCUGCUGUCGGACGCCCUGGCCUGCGUGGGGCAGAUCGAGAGAGGCUGCGAAGUUGCAUUGAUGAAAGCUGACUUGCAAGGCCCCAGCACCACGUGUCAGGAGGACUCGUGUGCGAACCAGGGCGUGUGCCUGCAGCAAUGGGAGGGCUUCAGCUGCGACUGCAGCAUGACUUCCUUCGGAGGGCCACUCUGCAACGACGCGGGAACGACAUACAUAUUUGGGCGAGACGGCGGGCUGAUCGUGUACACAUGGCCGCCGAACGACCGGCCGAGCACGCGGGCGGACCGGCUGGCCAUCGGAUUCAGCACGCAGCUGAAGGACGCGGUGCUGGUGCGGGUGGACAGCUCCUCCGGGCUUGGAGACUACCUGGAGCUGCACAUAGAAAAGGGGAACAUUGGAGUUGUAUUUAAUGUGGGAACGGAUGACAUUAAUAUUGAAGAGACAACAAAGUUUGUAAAUGAUGGAAAGUACCACAUAGUGCGGUUUACACGGAGUGGCGGUAAUGCCACACUACAGGUGGAUGACCUGCCUGUCAUUGAGCGGUAUCCCACAGGCAACAAUGAUAACGAACGCCUGGCGAUUGCUAGACAGCGAAUCCCAUAUCGACUUGGUCGAGUAGUUGACGAAUGGCUACUCGACAAAGGGCGGCAGCUUACUAUCUUCAACAGUCAAACCACCAUAAAAAUCGGGGGCCGGGACCGUAGCCGCCCCUUCCAGGGCCAGAUGUCCGGCCUCUACUACAACGGGCUGAAGGUAUUCAACAUGGCGGUGGAGGGGGACCCCAACAUCAAGACCGAGGGCAGUGUGCGCCUGGUGGGCGAGUCGCCCUCGUCCAUCACGCCCCAGUCCAGCGCCACGGCCAACCGCUCGGAGACGUCCACCUCCAUCAUGGAGAUCACCACGACGACCGCCUCAAGCCGCCGGAGCAAGCAACCGACCCCACGCGAACCCCAGCAGACGACGGAUGACCUGCUGGUGGCGUCAGCAGAGUGCCCGAGCGAUGAUGAGGACAUCGAUCCCUGUGAGCCGAGCUCAGGUGGGUUAGCCAACCCCACGGGCCCGGGGGCGAAGGGCUUCCCCGGCCCCUCGGAGGUGAUCCGGGAGUCCAGCAGCACCACGGGCAUGGUGGUGGGCAUCGUGGCAGCCGCCGCCCUCUGCAUCCUCAUCCUCCUCUACGCCAUGUACAAGUACCGCAACCGCGACGAAGGCUCCUACCACGUGGAUGAGAGCCGCAACUACAUCAGCAACUCGGCCCAGUCCAACGGCACCGUGGUCAAGGAGAAGCCCGCCAACAGCGCCAAGAGCUCCAGCAAGAACAAAAAGAACAAGGACAAGGAGUACUACGUGUGAUCCCCCUCCCUCCCCCACCCCCCCCCCCGGCCCCUCGCCAGACUGGGAGCUGCGCUCAAAGAUACGAAGACCCACGUGUGUAUAAUAAUAAUAAAGCAAACUAAUAAAACAUUUAGUCUUCAUUUUAUCUAAGACAUGGUGGUAUACUGAAAAACGAAAAACAAACAAAAAAAACUUAUUUUACUUUCUACUCAAGCACAUCAGACUAUGAGGAGACAGAUACGAGACACAAAUGAGCCAGACUGAUGAACGCGCAAGCUUAAAGAGGAAGCGACCAGCAAGGAGCAAACCGAACACGGCAAAAUGAAACUAAGUCACUGAGGAAAAAAAAAUGCUUUGAUGAGCAGCAAGCAGGAUAUUGACAUCUCUCUCUCUCGUUCCUGGAAAAGGGUUGGGGGGGGCAGCGAUCUGGGAUCUGUUCUGGGGGGAAGUGCAAUGUCACAAACUGUCAGUGUUUUCAUUUACAUUGCCUGUGUUUGUGUUGCUGGGACAUUUUCUUACAACAACAAAAAAAAAAAGAUUAAAAAACAAUGCAUAAAUAAGUAAACGAUAAAACCGCCAAACAUUCAUGGUUGAAGACGAGCAAAGGGAGAGGAGGGGAAGGAGGCGAGAUGCAGAAGCUACCUAUGUUUGAGGAAUCAGCCAAAGUAUUUGCACUUUUCCUAGAGGCAGUGGGGGGCCAGCACAGACUUUUGUACGGCCGACUGUCAAAAGUGCAAAGAAGAGUAUGGCCGCUGGGUAUAUAAAGACACUCAUAUAUAAAAAAAAUCAAUAAUAAAGAUAUAAACAUUCAUGUUGUGAGUAAGGAAUAUGGAGGCCUUAAUUUCAAUCCCAGUGUGAAAUCUAAGGCGGUUGUUUUGCGCAGAAUAUCGAGGAUUCGGGAGAACUCCAUGCACGCAAAGUAUCUUAUUACAUAUGUUUAUAUACAGUACAAACACAUCUAUAUGUGCUUUCUGGACUGUGACAAGUGGUGUUUUAUAGCCUGUUGUAUAGAUGAUGCAAACUAUAUCGGCUCUUCAACCAUUUUUAGUAAAAAAAAGAAGAAACAAUGAGAAAAGAAUAAAAAAGAAACAUAAAUGUUAGUAAGUGUUGCUAGAUAUAGAUUUUAUGACAACAUCUGCAAUGGCAUUUUUUGUUGCAUUAUUUUUUUUCUCCUCCAUGCUUAUUUUCCCAUUUAGUUUUUAUACAGCCAUUGAUUCGUAGACCAUCUAUUGUCCCAGCUGUUGCCUGACUUGUCCACAUAAAUUACAAAGCAUUGAGGACAGGGGGGUGGUGGUUGGGGGGGUGGGGGGAUUGUCUGGAAGUGACACGCAGGAAACGCCAUAGGACUAAGAUCACCGCCCUCCUCCAAAACCCCAUCCCCAAAUAAAACCUGCACACUAAGCGAGAAUGCAGAUGUAUAUGGUAAUAAACUUUGGCCCGAACUGAUUAUCUACAAUGCAUAUGGAUUGACUCAGAAAGGAGCAGCCCCUUGCAAUAGGAUGAAGUGACCAUUCCAAUAUUUCUGUGCUUGUACUGUCAUGCUGUUAAUCUGUUCUGCUUUCUUGAGACCUGUAUCAGAAACAAGGGCAAAAGGAAAAUAUGAGCGUGAAAUAUAGAUGAUGAUUUUUUUUUUUUAUCUCUACCCGUGCUAUUUUUUUCUACAGUAUUUUAUGUUUAUUGUGACAAUUCUCUAUUGACCUCAAAGUAAAGUUUAUUAUAAAAAAUAGUUUUGAAAAAAAAAAUUACAUGAAUAAAUAAAAUAUUACCUAAGUGAACGUAAGUCUAUGAUGAAAUUAUUAGAAUAAUGUGUAAAGGCUAUGAUAAGGGUGAGAAGAAACGAUACUUAUGGGGAGAUAACCAAAAAUAACCAUAAUUGUUUUGGGGAAAAGGGGACGUUUUGCUUUGAUUUAGCUUAUUUUUGGCUUUGUUAAUAUUAUUUUUUUACUUUAAAAGAAUGUGCUUUUAUUAAUAUAUCAACCUCAAGGUACAUGAUUGGACUACUUGUAUGGAAAACAGAAACAGCUGAAAGCUUUGUUUUUAUGAAUUUUUGUUUUCAUCAAUACAGCUUUCUUAUGUACUCAUAAUCUUCAUUUUAAUUGACCUCUGUAUUUUGUAAUCUGACGUUUUAUUUUGAAUUUUCAACACAGACCUUAUCCUGGAAAUAAAAAGUGAAGUCGAUGAGAAGAGGCCGCCAUGUUGAGCCACCCUUUCUUUUCUCAUCUGUCUGCAGUUAUUUAUGGAUAUUUUCCCAGCAGUGAAAGCUGCCUGUAAUGUAUCUUUGUUGGGGAACACAAAGGAAAUGCAUCAGAGCCUGUAGCAAGGGGCACUUCAUGGCAGAGGAGAUGGCUUCCCUGCAAAGCCUCCUGGGAGAGUCAGAGAUGUAGCCUGUUUUACAGACGGAAGAGAGGAAUUCCAAAUGAGGCUGCAAACAGAAGGAACAGUGGCAGUGCGCGCACACACUCACACACACACACACACACACACACACACAC